Exserohilum turcica Et28A is the source of this 315-nucleotide messenger RNA. RefSeq lists its product as uncharacterized. The record is from RefSeq and is a predicted model, not a curated record. NCBI's taxonomy places the organism in Eukaryota, Fungi, Ascomycota, Dothideomycetes, Pleosporales, Pleosporaceae. Bases 1 to 315 code for a protein of 104 amino acids. The transcript has a single exon.
AUGUACAACAGUCACUUGUCAGCGCUAAAUUUAUUCCUAAUGCGCAAGACUUGGAAAGCUGGGGUCGGCUGGAAACCUUGUCGUCUUGACAGCUGCCGCGACGUUUGUAUCGUCAUUAAUGACGCUGCACCCUGUCCACUGCUCCAAGGUUCCGAGUUCGAUAUAGACAAGGCUGCGAAUGUCGAGUUGAAGCCGCAGGUGGUAGUGGUAGAUAGCAACGACGCGGCUAGUGUGCCUUUGGGUGAGGGCGAAGAAGGGCCGCACAUAGAUUUGACGAGAGCGCAGGCACAAGGUCUGAGUCAGCUACCUAAUUGA